AUGCUUUUUUCCAAGGAUUCGCCGUGGAGGCGGCUGGAGGGCUUGUCGUUCAGCAUGUUCUCCUCCGAAGAGAUCAGGAAACUGAGCGUCAAAAGUAUCACCAAUUCCAUUCUGCUGGACAGCGUGGGUAACGCUGCCCCUAGUGGACUUUACGACCUGGCAUUGGGUCCAGCUGACAAUAAAGAAAUCUGCUCCACGUGUAUGCAGGACUUCAGCAACUGCCCAGGUCACUUUGGCCACGUCGACCUGCAUUUGCCCGUCUACAACCCUUUUCUGUUUGAUAAAUUGUACAUGAUUGUACGAGGCUCCUGUCUGUCCUGCCACCUGCUGACGUGUCCGAGGGCUGCUAUUCACCUGCUUCUCUACCAGCUCAAGUUAUUAGAUGUAGGAGUGGUCAAGGAAGUCUACGAGCUUGAGGUUGCCCUGAAUCAGUUUUUAGAAGGCAGUCCAAAGGCGUCAGGGAGGGAAAUCCAAGAAGCUCUAAAGGAAUUUAGUGCCCCCAUUCUCAAAGCCAACCAAGGCAGCCGUGGCUUUGAACCUGUCAAGCUGGUUUGUGAGGUGAAAUGCAGGCUAAUCAGUGACUUUUGGAGGAUCCAUAUGCGUUCAAGAAAGUGCCCCAAUUGCAAGGCUGGCAAAUCGGAAGUUCGACGAGAGCAUAACAGCAAGCUGAUUGUCACACGUUCAGGUGGCAAAGAUGACACAGGAGUUGAUGCAGAUAACAUAAACGUGGGUAAACGUGGAUACCUGACUCCAAGCCUGGCCAGAGAACAUGUUGUUAAACUGUGGGAGAAAGACGGUUUUUUCUUGAAGCACUUGUUCUCAGGCCUGGCUAUGAACAAUCCCAACGGUUUCAGCCCAGAUAUGUUCUUCUUAGAAUUGUUGAUGGUUCCUCCAUGCAGGUAUCGGCCUAUUAAUCGUUUGGGAGACCAGAUGUUUACCAAUGGUCAGACAGUGAAUAUGCAGGCGGUGAUCAAAGAUAACAUCAUCAUUCAGAAACUGCUUGCUCUCAUCGCAGCUGAGAAAGCCAGGAAGAUAGAGGAUACUCAGACAGAGCUGGAGGAGUCCGAUGAGACAGCAGAGAGCAGCCAAAUGGACCAGGCGUUCUUAGGUGGCCUGUCCGGGGUCACCCUCUCAGAAAAACUGUACAAUGUCUGGAUCCGCCUACAGAGUCAUGUCAACAUCGUGUUUGACAGUGACAUGGACAAGCUAAUGACUGAGAAGUUCCCCGGCAUCCGCCAGCUCCUGGAGAAGAAGAGUGGGCUGUUCAGGAAGCAUAUGAUGGGGAAGCGAGUGGAUUUCGCCGCUCGCUCUGUCAUCUGUCCAGACAUGUACAUCGGAACCAAUGAGAUCGGAAUACCCAUGGUGUUUGCCACAAAGCUGACGUACCCACAGCCAGUCACACCCUGGAAUGUGAAAGAGCUGCGGCAAGCCGUUCUCAACGGGCCCAACGUGCACCCAGGCGCAUCUAUGGUGAUCAACGAGGACGGCUCACGCACCAUCCUAAGCAGCUCCAACAAGACCCAGAGAGAAGCCAUCGCCAAGCAACUCCUGACACCCAGUACGGGUCAGCACCAUAUACCUAUGAAGAUUGUGAAUCGACACAUAAAAAAUGGAGAUGUGCUCCUACUCAACCGGCAACCCACCCUGCACAGGCCGUCAAUUCAGGCGCACUGUGCACGCAUCCUUCCAGGAGAGAGGGUCCUCAGGCUGCAUUAUGCCAACUGCAAGGCCUACAAUGCCGACUUUGAUGGUGAUGAAAUGAAUGCACACUUCCCCCAAAGCGAGUUGGGCCGGGCUGAAGCCUAUACACUCGUCAGCACAGACCAGCAGUACUUGGUGCCCAAGGACGGAACGCCUUUAGCUGGUCUAAUCCAGGAUCACAUAGUUUCGGGUACCAGGAUGACACUUCGUGGUUGCUUUUUCACUCGAGACCAGUAUAUGGAGCUGGUCUACAGAGGGCUUACUGAUAAAAACGGCAGGAUCAAGCUGCUCCCUCCUGCUCUCAUCAAACCGCUGAUGCUCUGGACUGGCAAACAGAUUGUAUCCACCCUCUUGUUAAAUAUCAUCCCGGAGAAACACAUCCCGCUUAACCUGACGGGAAAGGCCAAGAUCCCCAGUAAGGCCUGGUUGAAAGAGCACCCUCGACCCGUGCCAGGCUACCAACCAGACUCCAUGUGCGACUCUCAGGUGGUCAUUCGUCAUGGAGAGCUACUGGUGGGCGUGCUGGACAAAGCCCACUAUGGUAGCUCAGCUUAUGGGCUGGUGCACUGCUGCUACGAGCUCUAUGGAGGAGAGACCAGCGGCAAGCUGCUCAGCUGUCUGGCUCGCCUUUUUACUGCCUACCUACAGCUGUACCGUGGCUUUACUAUGGGUGUGGAAGACAUUUUGGUAAAACACAGGGCCAACAAACAAAGGAAGAAAAUCAUCAAGCAGUCCGUUACAUGUGGAGCCAAGGCUCUCCGAGCUGCCUUCAACCUACCUGCUACUGCUGAGGAGAGUGAAGGCAGAGACCUCUGGCAGGACGCCCAUCUGAACAAAGAUCAACGUGACUUCAAUAUGGUGGACCUGAAAUUCAAAGAAGAGGUCAACCAAGUCAACAACGAGAUUAACAAGGUGUGCAUGCCACUCGGUCUCCAUCGUUCAUUUCCUGAUAACAACCUUCAGCUCAUGGUGCAGUCAGGAGCCAAAGGUUCGACUGUCAAUACAAUGCAGAUCUCCUGUCUGUUGGGUCAGAUUGAGUUGGAGGGUCGUCGUCCUCCCUUGAUGCCUUCUGGGAAAUCCCUGCCCUGCUUCCAGCCGUAUUACCCAGAACCUCAUUCUGGAGGUUUUGUAACUGGCAGGUUUCUGACUGGGAUCAAACCUCCUGAGUUUUUUUUCCAUUGUAUGGCUGGACGUGAAGGUCUAGUGGACACUGCUGUCAAAACAAGUCGUUCUGGGUAUCUGCAAAGAUGUAUUAUAAAACACAUUGAGGGGCUGGUGGUCCAGUAUGACCUGACUGUGAGGGACAGCGACGGCAGUGUGGUGCAGUUCCUCUAUGGAGAGGAUGGCCUGGACAUACCUAAAACUCAGUUCCUGCAGCCACGCCAGUUCCCUUUCAUCAAAGACAACUAUGAGGCUAUCAGGAAGUCCACGUGUUUGGAUGAGGUGCUGGCUAAACUGGACCCACAGGCCGCAGAAUGUCACUUUCAAGCCAUCAAGAGGUGGAAGGCCAAGCGUGAGCGUGCAUCACCCAGAAAUGGUGCCUUCCUGCACUUCUCUCAGAAGAAACUGGGGAAGAUGAAGGCUCAAGCGGAAGGACUGUCUGAAACUCUAGACAAUGGAAGAGAUGCUGCCACUUUACAGGUGAUACAGAGCUGGAGAUCCCUGGAUGAUGCCCACCGGGUGAAGUAUCUAAAGAAGACAGCCCGCUGCCCGGAUCCCUGUCUAGCUGUUUUCCGACCUGAUAUUUCUUUCAGUUCUGUGUCCGAGACGUUCGACUCAAUCAUUGGAACCUACCUCAGUCAGCUCAAUGUCAAGCAGGAGUUUAACACUUCAUCUGAAACAGUUGACUGUGAGAGAUUAAGGCAUCUCUUGCAGCUUAAGUGGCAGAGGGCUUUAUGUGACCCGGGAGAGGCAGUGGGGCUGCUGGCUGCCCAGAGCAUUGGGGAGCCAUCCACACAGAUGACCCUCAACACCUUCCACUUUGCUGGCAGAGGAGAGAUGAACGUCACCCUGGGAAUUCCCAGGUUGCGUGAAAUUCUCAUGGUUGCCAGCUCCAACAUCAAGACUCCCAUGAUGAGCAUUCCAGUUUUGGACAGCAAGAAGGCCUUGAAGCGAGUGAAAACGCUGCGGAAACAGCUCACACGUGUGUGCCUGGCAGAGGUGUUGCACAAGGUAGAUGUGGUGGAGACACUUUGUAUGGAAAGCAGAAUAAAUCAGAAGCGAGUCUUCACCAUCACGUUCCACUUCCUGCCUCCAGAACGCUACCAGCAGGAGAAGUUGCUGUCACCUCAGCGGAUCCUCCGCUUCAUGGAAGACAGGUUCUUCCGUUUACUGCUGGAAGCUAUCAAGAAACUGAGUGCCAAGUUGGCCUCUAUAAAUGCAGUGGACACCCGCAAGGCCUCAACAAAAGACAGUGAUCAGGAUGUAGGGGACUCUGGGGCCAAGCUGGACGAUGGAGAUGAGGAUGCCGAGGAAGCCAGAGUGUUGGAUGAUGAGGCAAAUGAAGGAGAUACAGAUGCCACGGACACCAAGAGGAAGGAAAAGCAAGAGGAGGAGGUUGACUAUGAGAGUGAGGAGGGUGAAGGGAGUGAGGAUGAAGAGCAAGAGGAGGGGAUGGAGGGAUCCGAGCAGCAGGUGGGCUCUGAGGAGCAGCCCGAAAAUGGGCCUGGCAAUGCUUCAUCAUCCAUACCAUCCAAGUCUUCCAGCAGCAAGGAGAAGGCUGAGGAUAUGCAGGACACCAUGAGAGUUUGCAGAGUGCUACAGAUCAGCAGCAGCAUCGAGUGCUACAAAUAUGACCAAGAAAACAGCCUGUGGUGUGAGGUCACCAUUGCUCUGCCGGUUAGCAAAGUGCACUUUGACUUCACGUCGCUGGUGGUAGCCCAGGCCCAGUCCGCAGUGAUCAUGGAAACCAAAGGCAUCACGCGUUGCUUACUAAAUGAGGUGACCACCAAAGCGGGCGCCAAGGAGCUGGUCCUGAAUACAGAGGGCAUCAAUAUGCAGGAGAUGUUUAGGCACAGUCAUAUUCUAGACCUGAAUCGUUUGUAUUCAAACGACAUCCAUGCCAUGGCCAGCACGUACGGCAUUGAAGUGGCACUGAGGGUCAUUGAGAAGGAGAUCAAAGAUGUGUUCGCUGUCUACGGUAUCGACGUAGACCCACGGCAUCUCUCUCUAGUGGCUGACUACAUGUGCUCUGAAGGAGUCUACAAACCUCUCAACCGGCUAGGCAUUCAGUCCAGCAGCUCCCCACUGCAGCAGAUGACCUUCGAGACCAGCUACAAGUUUUUGAAAGAAGCCACUAUGUUUGGCUCCUGUGAUAAGUUGAACUCGCCCUCUGCUUGCUUGGUCGUGGGGAAAGUUGUGAAAGGAGGAACUGGAAUCUUUGAACUGAAGCAGCCUUUACAGUGACCAUGAAGGAAGGGGACUUCUAGGUGCACACUGCUCCGCCUUGGAUGGGAAAACAAAACGCUGAAAUUAUACAAAACGACAAACUUAUUAAUAGUCCUUUAUUUAUUUUUCUGCAAUUCCAAAUUGUAUGGCUUGCCCUUCUGUCAGUGUAUAAAGUGUCACCUGUUUGUUUGUGCACACCAUUUUUUUAUGGUUAAAAUAAGCAGAUUGUGUGGCUUAGGAAUUUUGUAGAGGUUUCUCAUGAACAGUCCACUUUUCACCUUGUUUGUCACAAUAAAUCUCAAAUAUAUACCAAUA
This is a messenger RNA of Pygocentrus nattereri (red-bellied piranha), 5403 nucleotides long. It is a transcript of the gene polr1a, whose product is annotated as RNA polymerase I subunit A. Gene Ontology annotation, molecular function: DNA binding; DNA-directed RNA polymerase activity. The record is from RefSeq and is a predicted model, not a curated record. Gene Ontology annotation, biological process: DNA-templated transcription. Gene Ontology annotation, cellular component: RNA polymerase I complex. The transcript is spliced from 34 exons. The coding region runs from base 1 to 5106 and encodes 1701 amino acids. NCBI's taxonomy places the organism in Eukaryota, Metazoa, Chordata, Actinopteri, Characiformes, Serrasalmidae.